Lachnellula hyalina is the source of this 2031-nucleotide messenger RNA. It is a transcript of the gene sqv-4, whose product is annotated as UDP-glucose 6-dehydrogenase. The coding region runs from base 1 to 2031 and encodes 676 amino acids. Gene Ontology annotation, biological process: polysaccharide biosynthetic process; glycosaminoglycan biosynthetic process. Gene Ontology annotation, molecular function: NAD binding; UDP-glucose 6-dehydrogenase activity. Gene Ontology annotation, cellular component: nucleus; cytosol. The record is from RefSeq and is a predicted model, not a curated record. NCBI's taxonomy places the organism in Eukaryota, Fungi, Ascomycota, Leotiomycetes, Helotiales, Lachnaceae. The transcript is spliced from 3 exons.
AUGGCUCGUCACCUACCGCAGGCAUUCUUAGCGUUCGGCUCCGAGGACACUCUCUUCAAUAUACCCACUCCUACCACCACUCCAGGCGGUAGCUUUGGCUCUAGUCCAUCCUUGAAAGUUUUGGGGAUUGGCGAUGCACUCGAAGAUGAAGCAGUGGGCAAAGGUAGACCGGAACAAGACAGCACCUUUGCAGAUGCGGUGCUUUCAAAUCGAGCUGAAGUCAGAAAUAUAUGUUGUAUUGGUGCCGGAUAUAUUGGUGGACCAACAUCGGCAAUGAUUGCUUUUCAAAAUCCACAUCUCAAGAUAACGGUCGUCGACCGAGAUCCUUUUCGUAUUCAAAAAUGGAACUCCAAACAUCUUCCAAUAUUUGAACCGGGCUUGCAGGACAUUCUACGAAUAGCACGGGACGGCUCAAAUGCAACCACGUUUCUUGAUGAGGCAGUCAGAACCGACUCCAUGGACAUCAUGUCUUCCGACAUUUUAGCCAGCUCCGAAUACAAAACUCAUUGUGGGGAACACAAGGAACAGAUAUUCGUGCAGGCGCGAAAACCAAAUCUCUUCUUUUCAACAGAAGUUUCAAGAUCCAUCAGCGAAGCAGACAUUGUCUUGAUAGCUGUCAACACCCCGACAAAAUUGCGAGGUCUUGGUGCCGGGAGAGCUACAGAUAUGACGGCGCUGGAGGCAGCAAGCAGAGAAGUGGCGACUUAUGCGAAGCCAGGGGCGAUUAUUGUAGAGAAAAGCACCGUUCCAUGCCGAACUGCUGAAAUGAUUCGAGAUACUUUGAAAGUCCACCGCCCAAAUCUAGAUUUCGAAGUCUUAUCCAACCCCGAGUUUCUUGCCGAAGGAACGGCAAUGACUGACCUCCUUACCCCUGAUAGAGUGGUUAUUGGAAGUAGUCAAACACCAGCUGGAUACCGUGCAGCAGCAGCACUUUCCUCGGUCUAUGCAGCCUGGGUUCCGCAGAUCAGGAUAGUCAGUAUGAAUAUAUGGUCUUCCGAGCUGUCGAAACUGGUCGCAAAUGCUAUGCUAGCACAGCGGAUCAGCAGCAUUAAUUCCAUAUCCGCAAUAUGCGAAGCAACUGGUGCAGACAUCGAUGAGAUUACAAGAUCCAUCGGUCUAGACCCAAGAAUCGGGGAAAGGUUCUUGAAGUCUGGCAUAGGAUUCGGAGGGAGUUGUUUCAAGAAAGAUAUUCUAAGCUUGACAUAUCUCGCCGAGGGGUUAGGAUUGCCUGAGGUGGCGGAGUAUUGGACACAAGUGCUGAAAGUGAACGACUGGCAACGAUCGAGAUUCGUCAAAAGAGUAAUCAGAUGUCUGAAUCAGACAGUGGUGGGCAAGAAGCUGACUGUGCUGGGCUACGCAUUCAAGAAGAACACGGGCGACACAAGGGAAUCGCCUGCUCUUGAGUGCAUCAAGAGUCUUCUCGAAGAAACACCAAAACAGAUCGCAGUAUUUGAUCCAUGCUGUGAUCCUAACAUAGUGAAGGAGGAGAUCGGGAGACUGGUUGGCGGCAAGGUCCUGCAAGAGUCCGGCGGGCCGAUUGAGGUUUAUUCGGAUCCAUAUCAAGCUUGUCUCAAUAGCCAUGCGGUCCUCAUCUUGACAGACUGUGAUGAGUUCCAAAACUGUGCCCCUUGCAAAUUCCCAAACGAGCUGCCGGAAGCCAAACCACCCGCAACCAUGGACCCGAGACCUUUCCACUGGCUCGAGCCUACCGAGUCCCAGAUUCUCUCCUUGCAAAAGUCUCUCUCGGCAAUGCUUUUAGUGAAUGAUCCACUGCAGAGGUUUGUAGCCCAACCUGAAUGCGAGCCAGGAUGCCAAUACUGCUUAGAGCAAAAUUUGGUUCCGCUUGACGGGAAGGAAGAGAAGAACGACAGACUGGACUGGGCUAAAAUUGCAUACAAUCUUCAAAAGCCUAAGUGGGUGUUUGACGGUAGAGGAGUCUUGAACAUCAGUGAGAUGGAGGCGUUGGGAGUAAGGGUGGAAGCAAUUGGGAAGGUUGAUCGGGCAGGAAGAAGAUCUGCUUUGGGUGUUUAG